Messenger RNA from Ostrea edulis (European flat oyster), 1218 nucleotides. RefSeq lists its product as uncharacterized. The record is from RefSeq and is a predicted model, not a curated record. The transcript is spliced from 3 exons. Lineage: Eukaryota; Metazoa; Mollusca; Bivalvia; Ostreida; Ostreidae. Gene Ontology annotation, molecular function: oxygen binding; heme binding. The coding region runs from base 510 to 1067 and encodes 185 amino acids.
CAAAAUCAAUGAACCAGUGGCGACCAUAUAACGAAAUAACGUUAGGUAUAGACGUGUUUGAAAUUUGGGGAGCAUUGGCUGCCAUUCCCUUUUUUUUUUUUUUUUCUUUUUUUGUAUAUAUAUAAUCGACAUAGAUUCCGUUCUUCAAUAAAGUGCAUUGUGUCUGUAUUUCAGUAUAGCCCAAUGGUAAUAUACAAUUGAGGCCGUCUGUUAUUGGGAAUUUUCCUGUUAUCACACACAAUAAAACGUUGUUCCUCCUGAUAGUAGAAUAUCAGAUAGUUAAGGCACUCGCGCUGACUCUUCAGGGCAGAAGAGGAAAUCUCUGUAGCACGCCAAAAGCCGCCCGAACACUGACCAUUUCCUGCCAGCGUCUGUGCUUAUGAAGAUCCACCGGAUAUAAUUAAACACAAAGGUGUAAAUCAAAGCAAGGUGAUCAAAAGACAACGUGAUGAGAUACCUAGUAACUAUUUAAUGAUUAAUUCAGGGUAUCAUGAACAAAACUGCCCAUAAUGGGUUGUUUGCUUUCCCGCGAAAAACCUCCAAUUGAUUCCCGGAAAACGAACACGUUGGAAAUAGAGAUACAGUCCCACAAUAACGGAAUGGGCGACCCGGAAUUCACGGAGGUACAGAAACAGUUGGUGAAAACCACGUGGGAUGUUGUCAGGGAUGAUAUUUCUAAAGUCGGAGUUAUUACUUUCCUCAGAUUGUUUGAAAAAUGCCCUGAUGUGCAGGACCUGUUUGUGCCUUUCCGAGGACUUACCUCGGAGGAACUACGUCAUAAUGUGGGGCUUAGAGAGCACGGACUCCGAGUCAUGGGAACAAUAGAAAAAUGCAUCACCCGACUCGACAAACCUGAAAAGUUAAUCGCCAUGCUGGAGACGCUGGGAGAAAAGCACAUCAUGUUCGAUACAAAAGCAGAAUAUUUCGACUUAUUAUCCCCUCAGUUGAUACAGGCCAUAAAGCCCGCGAUCGGUGACCAAUGGACUCCAGCUGUUGAACAAGCGUGGAUCAACUUUUUGUUGUAUAUCACGGGAAUCAUGAAGAACGCAAUGUUACAAGCAACUUGAUUGGAUGUGUUUGUGUCUUAAACUUUUUACAUACACGUAGUGUUAGUUUACUGUUUGGGCUGUUAAAACUUCUACAAAACAAUACUUAUUGUAUGAAUUGUGUGUCUGGAGGGAAUAUUCAUUACAAUUAUAAAAGCAUAUUAUCAUUGUC